AUGGCGAACGAGGAGUUCAAGACGCUGCAGAUCGUGCACAGUGAUUCCGAGGCCGGCGUCUUCCACAUCUAUCUCAACCGCCCCGCUCAGCGGAACUCCCUCACCCUCGAUUUCUUCUCCGAGCUCCCCAGGGCCCUCGAUCUCCUCGACGGCCGCCGCGGCGCCGCUGCCAUCGUCCUCGCCGGCCGUGGCCCCCAUUUCUGCGCAGGAAUCGAUCUCUCUACCCUCGCCGCCAUCACCGGCGGCGGUGGGAGAUCCGAUCCGGGGAGGGAGCGGGAGCGGCUCCGCCGGCAGAUCCUCUCCCUGCAGGCGGCGAUCUCCGCUGUGGAGCGCUGCCGGAGGCCGGUGAUCGCCGCCGUGCACGGCGCCUGCAUCGGCGGGGGAGUGGACCUCGCCACGGCCUGCGACCUCCGGUACUGCUCGGAGGACGCCUUCUUCUCCGUGAAGGAGGUGGAUCUGGCCCUCGCCGCCGACCUGGGGACCCUGCAGAGGCUGCCGGCGAUCGUCGGCCACGGCAACGCGGCAGAGAUGGCACUGACGGCGAGGAAGGUCCCGGCGGCGGAGGCCAGAGCCAUGGGCCUCGUAUCCGCUGUCUUCCCCUCCCGGCAGGAGAUGGACACCGCCGUUAUGGCCAUCGCCAAGGGUAAACUCCAUCAUCAUCAUCAUCUUCUUCUUCUUCUUUCCACCGCUGGUUCCUGAUCAGUUUAGGCGGCGCUACUUCAGACUUGGCGGCGAAGUCGCCGCUGGCGGUGGCGGGGACGAAGGCGGUGCUGCUGAGGAACAGGGAUCUGACGGUGGACCAGAGCCUGGACUACGUGGCCACGUGGAACUCGUCGAUGCUUAUCUCUGAUGAUCUCGCUGAGGCUACCACCGCCCAGAUCCAAAAGAGGAAGCCCACUUUCGCCAAGCUAUGA
This is a messenger RNA of Spirodela intermedia, 914 nucleotides long. NCBI's taxonomy places the organism in Eukaryota, Viridiplantae, Streptophyta, Magnoliopsida, Alismatales, Araceae. The record is from the annotation of a GenBank genome assembly.